Messenger RNA from Cydia splendana, 1927 nucleotides. RefSeq names its product putative inorganic phosphate cotransporter. Bases 5 to 1633 code for a protein of 542 amino acids. Gene Ontology annotation, molecular function: transmembrane transporter activity. NCBI's taxonomy places the organism in Eukaryota, Metazoa, Arthropoda, Insecta, Lepidoptera, Tortricidae. The record is from RefSeq and is a predicted model, not a curated record. The transcript is spliced from 9 exons. Gene Ontology annotation, cellular component: plasma membrane. Gene Ontology annotation, biological process: monoatomic anion transport; transmembrane transport.
UAAGAUGGAGAAAGAAGACAUAAACCAGGCUCAGGUGCUUAAUAGUUUGCUAACUGAAAAGUUACAGACUCGUACCGAAUUGAAGACGAACGCUCUCACGAGAAUACUGCAAUCGUGUUGUUUUAUUCCACAACGUUUUGUGUUAAGCAUAAUGGGGCUUAUGGGAGUGUGUAAUGCUUUUACAAUGAGGGUAUGCCUCAACAUAGCUAUCACUCAGAUGGUAAACAAAACGAAAGAAUUCAAUAUUGAAGUAGAUUUAAAUAGCAAUACUUCUGUUGAAGAAGCAUGUCCAAAUGAAAUAGUCAGCACCAAUGUCACGGAAAUCGAAAACCCAUUUGCCAUAUUUAAAUGGGAUGAAUCAACACAAGGUUUAAUUCUUAGCGCCUUUUAUUACGGUUAUGCUAUGACUCAGUUUCUGGGGGGAUAUUUGGCUGAGCGGUAUGGCAGCAAGUGGACCCUGGGCUUGGGCCUACUGAGUACGGCGCUGUUCACGUUUCUGACUCCCUGGGUGACCAGAGCGGGAGGUGCGACGUGGCUAUUCAUUCUUCGUAUCAUUCAGGGAAUGGGUGAAGGUCCCACUAUGCCGGCGCUCAUGCUAAUGCUUUCAAACUGGGUUCCACCGCACGAGCGUUCCCUCCAAUGCGCACUUGUAUUCGGAGGCGGCCAGAUCGGAAACAUCUUCGGCUCGCUCAUGUCUGGCUUGUUACUAUCCGGAGGCAGAGACUGGGCCUAUGUCUUCUACUUUUAUGGUGGAUUUGGUUUGAUUUGGUUUGUUCUCUGGAGUAUUUUCUGCUAUAGUUCGCCCAAUAUUCAUCCUUUUAUAACCAAGAAGGAAUUGGACUACUUGAACUCGAAGAUCAUUAAGUCUGACAGCAUGACUAAAGACCCUGUCCCGUGGAAAGCCAUAUUGAGAUCACCACCAGUCUGGGCACUAGUAUUUGCCGCGGUCGGUCAUGAUUGGGGCUACUACACUAUGGUCUCAGACCUGCCAAAAUAUUCCGUGGAUGUGCUCAAAUUCGACAUCACACAGACUGGCUGGCUGACUGCUCUGCCGUAUGUUGCCAUGUGGAUCUGUUCCUUCAUAUUUGGCAUUGCUUGCGACCUGUGCGUUAGAAAAGGAUGGCACACUAUCAAAACGGGAAGAAGCAUUCACACAACAAUUGCUGCCACCGGUCCUGCGAUAUGCAUCAUUCUUGCUUCGUACGCAGGAUGUGAUCGAAAUGCUGCGAUGUUCUACUUCAUUCUUUCUAUGGGUUUGAUGGGAGGGUUCUAUGCCGGAAUGAAGGUGAACGCUUUAGACUUAGCGCCGAACUUUGCAGGCUCCCUAACGUCGCUCGUAAACACUACUUCUACGUUUACGGGAAUGAUUACUCCGUUCCUUAUCGGCUUAUUGACGCCUGAUUCUACUGUCAGCCAAUGGCGUGUGGCAUUUUGGGUAUGUUUCGCCGUGCUGGUUGGCACUAACGUGGUGUACUGCAUCUGGCUGGACGGCGAGCAGCAGUGGUGGGACGACGUGAGGAAGUACGGCUACCCGGCCGGCUGGAAACAUGGCCCUUUGAUCAGAGAGGUCAAUCCGGAGCAGCCGGGCUCUAUCAAAAUAUCAGAGGAGGAUGAGGACAAACAAGUGUAUUGAACUGUCAAUCCCAAACUAUUAGCUUAGGCCAUUUAUUUAGUGUGAAUUUGAAAAAUAUUAUGUAUUUCGGCAGAUAUGCGAUUUUGCGAUGUCAGUAUGUAGUCUCUCUGAAUGUAAUACUUUUUUUUAAAUCCGUUUUAUCCCGUAUUCUCAUAGGUAGGUACAACUUAUUUCUUUGGGUACAAGGAGGUACCUGGGUACAAAAUAUACGGCGAUUGUCAUUGUUAGCUGAAGAAAGUGGUUUUAAUUUUAAGGGGACUAAUGAAAAAUUACAAUAAACUUAACAAAUCAAUG